AGUGCAUCAGCUGAUAGCGGCAGAGCAGCCCUACAGGCGUGCUACUCUUUAGUGAAAAGUUAGGAUACACUUCCAUUACUGACUGAGUUGUACCUGUUUUAUCAUCGACAAAAACUGGAGGAGACUAAACCAGUUUUUGAUGUUUUUUCUUCUUUGACCAGGGUUAGGGAGAAAGUAAAUUAUUUCACAGCAGACGUCGUACUUUUGCUCCUCGGCGUCAGAGCUCUUCUCUCCUCAGGGAUUCAUUCCACGCAGGCAGAAUACCAAGGUGUUUAACGGGACUACUCCAAUCGCAUUUCUCUCUGCGGGCUUUGGGGAUUUUGUAGAAACCAUUAAGGAUCCGGAUUUGUCCUUACAGCCAGGAUGAGGAUCUGUUGCCUCCUGCUGUUGUUGGAGGCUCAGCUGGUUUUCUCAAUCCCAAACAGCUUCUUUUACCAUGACUUCCUCAAUGGAAAUGGCAACAAAGAAAUUCAUUUCAGUGGCGUGAAGCUCCAUGUGGACUCUGCUCAGCCAUCAGUGUUUGCAGUCACAGGGGGUAAUGCCACCAUGCCAUGCAGGUUUUGGUAUGAGCCUGAGUUGACCUCGCCAAGGGAGGUCCGGGUCAAGUGGUCCUGGCUCCCGACUGUUGCUGGGGGACAGGAGACAGACGUGCUGGUGGCUAUCGGCUCCCGCAGUCGAACCUUUGGGGACUUCAGGGGUCGUGUCCAGCUCAGACAGGAUUUCCCAGGAGAUGCUGCACUUGUGAUGACUGAACUCCAGUUGAAUGACGCAGGCCGUUACCACUGUGAGGUGGUGGACGGACUGGAGGACAAGAGCACUUCAGUUUACCUGGAGUUACAAGGAGUAGUGUUUCCCUACCAGCACCCUCAAGGUCAUUACCAUCUAAGCUUCCUGGGAGCCCAGCAGGCCUGUGAGGAGCAGGGUUCGAUCCUAGCAACCUUCCCACAGCUCUUCCAGUCCUGGAAGGAGGGUCUGAACUGGUGCAAUGCAGGCUGGCUGGCUGAUGGGACAGUCCAGUACCCCAUCACCCAGCCCAGAGUGCCCUGUGGGGGGCACAACCUCGCCCCAGGUGUCCGGAGCUACGGAAGACGACAUCUUCACCUUCAUCGCUACGAUGUCUUCUGCUUCUCCUCUUCACUCCGAGGGAAAGUGUACUAUCUUCAGCCCUCUCACAAGAUGAACCUGACUGAGGCUCAGCAGGCGUGUCAGGAGGACGGAGCAGUGCUCGCCAAAGUCGGACAGCUCUACGCCGCCUGGAAACUAACAGGGCUGGACAGAUGUGACGCAGGCUGGCUGGCUGAUGGAAGUGUCCGGUAUCCCAUCACAAAGCCACGGAGAAACUGUGGCCCCUCUGAGCCCGGGGUGCGCAGCUUUGGCUUUCCACCUCCCCAGCACAAGCACGGGGUCUACUGCUACAAGGCAGGUGAUAAAUGAUUGUAGAUCCUCUUCUCGGGGGUCAAAAAAUGUAAAGUUGGCAUGGGUUUCUUCAGAAUAUGUUUUCGUAUGACCAAGCUGCUUCAUUACUACUGCGUAAGCCCUGGAAACCUAUAGAGUGACAAUAGAAAUCUGACGGGUCCUGAGAAGAUUAAAAGCAGCCAAAAAAGCUUUUACACUAAACAAAAUUAUAUUGACUUUUUCAGAUAUUCCUCUAUUUUUUUCUCGUGAUGUACUGGAUCAUUUUAUAUACUCAUGCCUCUAAAACUUUUGCAGGAAAUAUGGAGGAAAAAUUAUUUUUCUCUCAGUCUUUUGUUUAACUGGUGUAGUGUUUUCUAUUUUAUCUACUGUACAUCUCACUGUAAUUUUGUAUUCUGUGAUUUUCUCUAUUUGUACAUGUAAGCAAAGCCUUUACUUUACUAUGAUUUCUCAGUUAAUGCUAUUAAGAAUUAAUAAUAUUGAAGCUAGUGAAAGGAUUCUCUUCGCCGAUGAAGGCCAAGACAUGUGAUUCAGAAAAAGUUGGACUUUGUUUUUCCUGUCUGAUUCCUGUCUGUCUCUUCACACAGUAAUUGUACGUCCACGUAUACACAACUUGUAGGAGCUUUAUUUGCAUAGAUAACUAUUAAUAACAUAUUUUAGGCUUGACAAAACAUCAGCUGUUAGCAGUUAGCAACGGACGCAAACGAAGUUGACUACAAAGCAAAGCAAAAAGACAACAGCUUUGAUGAUAACACCUUACCUUAGUGAAAGUGCAGUGAGCAAACAAGCAUGUCUUUUGCUUUUUGGAAAUAUUGUCGAAGGUGAGGGUUUUCUUCUGUACAGCCUCAACCCAAGCUGUCCAACAACUCUUUGUAAUUUCAGACACCAAUCUCAUUGUGUCGUUUUCCAAGUAGGAAAAUGGUGAAAGCGAACAGGAUUUAUCAGCCGUUUGCCUGUCGAUCGUGAGACCGAUUACAGCAGUUCACAAUGCAGCAAUACUGAACCAUUUUUCCUAAAAUAACAUAAAUAAAACCUUAUUAUCAAAUGACCAAUGUUACAAUUUCAAUUACUUACUAUGUAUUAUGUCUACUUCCGUACCGUGAUUCCCACAAUGCAUUGCGACGUGAUGAAACGAUCCCGAACUCUGUAACAAAAAAUAAAAUCACUCAAAAAUAGAAAUGAAAAAAGGCCAGUUUUCUCAUAUUCAGAGACGGGCAUCACAGCAUAUCACUGUCUGCAAAGAAAAGAAAAUAUGAAUAAAUCACGAGGUCUGCAGAUUCCCAGCUCAGCUAGAGCAGGUAAGGCUAGCUCUGCAGACGGACCAGAGUCAGUCAGCACCGGGGAGCGAACCGCGGGGACGCAGGUCACAGGGCUGGUGGCUAGCUGCUAGCUAGCUGCAGCAGCUAAAAUGAGAAUAUUAGACCCAGCACCGGAGGUCUGAUCCCCAUGAUCUGCUAAGUUUCCAUCCACUUGUCAAUCAAAUUAUCUGAAGUUCGGUAAAAAAAAACUCAUGCUAAUAAAGCUGGUGAUAGUGUGUUUCCAUUCAAUGGCUUUAAAGCGAAUAACAACCUGUGCGUAAUGA
This is a messenger RNA of Etheostoma spectabile (orangethroat darter), 2995 nucleotides long. RefSeq names its product hyaluronan and proteoglycan link protein 3. Lineage: Eukaryota; Metazoa; Chordata; Actinopteri; Perciformes; Percidae. The record is from RefSeq and is a predicted model, not a curated record. Gene Ontology annotation, molecular function: hyaluronic acid binding. The transcript has 6 exons. Gene Ontology annotation, cellular component: perineuronal net; synapse. Gene Ontology annotation, biological process: skeletal system development; positive regulation of neuroblast proliferation; central nervous system development. The coding region runs from base 364 to 1434 and encodes 356 amino acids.